This is a messenger RNA of Talaromyces marneffei, 822 nucleotides long. RefSeq lists its product as uncharacterized. The record is from RefSeq and is a predicted model, not a curated record. Gene Ontology annotation, molecular function: serine-type endopeptidase activity. Lineage: Eukaryota; Fungi; Ascomycota; Eurotiomycetes; Eurotiales; Trichocomaceae. The transcript has 5 exons. The coding region runs from base 1 to 822 and encodes 273 amino acids. Gene Ontology annotation, cellular component: membrane.
AUGUCUUCCUCAUCUCAACCAAGCGCCCUCCCAGCGUUUUUCCUCAACAUCACUCCCCUCCGUUCCUACCUCCUCCGCCUGCCGCUCUUCACGCGUGCCGUCCUGCUCAUCAUCUUCGCAUUCUGGCUUCUCGAGCUACAGUCUGUAUGGGACGUGGUACAAUGGGGCGCUUUGAUUCCGAAUGAGAUUAGCAUUGCUACCUUGUAUCGAACGAAUACGUACCCCGUUAUACAUAAUGGGUUCUUCCAUAUGUUGUUGAAUGUGGUGGCGCUGAUGCCGUUGUUGGAGAGGUUUGAGGCUGAGCAUGGGACUUUGACGGCACUUCUGUUGUUUGUUGGACCACUUUCGACAUUCCCUGCCGCGUUAUAUAUACUCGUGGAGAAAUAUAUUCUAUCCAGCAAUACGGCUGUCGUUGGCGCAAGUGUCUGGGUCUUUUUGCUCCUCGCCUCCGAAGCAAUCAAGACUUUCCGCACCAAUCCUUACUUCCAGGUCGGCACUCUGAAGGUUCCCACUUGGACUACGCCGCUCUUUGUCUCUUUCGUUGUGGCUGUGCUUCUUUCGAAUACGAGCUUUUUGGGACAUAUCUGUGGUAUGAUCUUUGGGUAUCUACUCGGACUCGGCUAUCUCAAAGUCUUUGUCCCCCCGGAGAAAAUCCUACGGUUCAUCGAAGGAAAGCUAAACCUCCUCGGACGACUACCUCACUACGUCUCCGUCGACCAAAAAACGCACGGACGAUACGGUGUCCUCCCGACGGCAUCCUCUGGAGAGUCCGGCGUCUCCAUGAGCAGUUAUAUUGGCUCUUCACAGCGAUUGGGACCGUAA